Marchantia polymorpha subsp. ruderalis is the source of this 7222-nucleotide messenger RNA. The record is from the annotation of a GenBank genome assembly. NCBI's taxonomy places the organism in Eukaryota, Viridiplantae, Streptophyta, Marchantiopsida, Marchantiales, Marchantiaceae.
GCUAACGGACGGAGACAUGCAGGAACCUAAAGCGGACGUCGCCGAAGUUGCAUUCACGUGUCGGAAUGUGAAGCGCUGGAACGCUAGACGCGAAGAAUUCACGAGAGCGAUGCGACGACGAGAGCUCAGAUUUUGGAUCCACAUUCUGCGCUCGUGCUGUACAUGUUCUCAUUUCCCCACAUUUCGUUCUUGAUGCUGUCGGGUGCCAAGACUGGACUGUUGUAGCCCUAAUAUUGGGACGUCCAUUCUCCAGAGCAGGACUUGAUUCCCUGCGUCUCGCCCUUGCAGAAGCGUGGAUCCGCGACGUGCGACUGGUGGCCGUGUACCACUUUGAAUUUCCGCAGUGCCGGGUGUGGAUUUCGUUCCAGAAUUCCUCCACUCUUCGUCUCUUUUGACCUAAUUUGGAGCAUUCAUGCGGGCCUCGAGACGCUUGCGCUUGAUCCAGAGUCUCCCUGGUGCAACGGCCUGAACAUUCUGUCCAAUUUUACAGGAAGUGCCCGUACUGUCAUCUGUCAAUUGCUCUCUGGAGGUCCGGAGAAGUCAUAAUAUUCACGGGCAGUCGUGGACUCGGAGCAGCUUCCCAACGUUUAGCCCAUUCCCUCGACUGCCCGUUUGGGAAAUUUGCGUGUAGGGUGCUCCAUGCACAGACAGUGAUUGCCUGAUGCAACGACGGCUACUGCUGGAACCAAUUCGAAGACAUUCUGUGAUAGCUCGCUUGAAGCGGACGCUAGGAUCGGAAAUUGAUUAUCAGUUGGAGGUGAUCGAAGGAAUUCUCGUUGAUCUGGACCGAAAUCCCGAUCCCUGUAACUUAUCAAUUUGGAAAACUUUGGAUCUAUUCUGAAGAAUGCUCCAUGCAGUUUUCUGGGCAAGAAUUUCCACGUAAGUAGAUUUAAGGCUGAACUUACUUCGGGCUUUGCCGCCAGCAAUCAGCAGUCGUACCGGGUUUGUAAUGCUGUUUGGACGAUCGACAUUUCCUUCGAAACGAGAAUCAUCCGCUCGGAAUUAAAGCAUCACCUGUGCUAUCCGUUUUGAAAUUAAGCAAGGUGGCAAUCGGCGAACGCACUGGCGGCCGAGGAAGCUGUUGGCGUGGCUGGCUUGGCCGACGCCGAUGGCCAAGUCGAGAUCACGACUAACGGUUUUGUGGCAGCCAAGAUGGAGAGUGAGGAUGGGAAGACGAAUGAUUCGGUUGCCACUGUCGGGUCGAAUCCCGAGCUCAAAUGUCUGCUCAGUGGGGCUGUGAAAGAUGCGUCGUCGGCGGCAGCAGCAGCAGAAGCUGCAGAGGCACCGCCGACGACUGUCACUCCAGAUUUCCCUGCUGCGAAGAGUGAACCUGCAGUCAAGGAUGUCGAAGUCGAAGUCGAAGCAGAGAUGGAGGCCAAGGAGGUCAAGAAAGUGUCGGAAACCGAAACGAUAGUGACUGCGAACGGCAAUGCGGACCCUACAAUCGCGGAAGGUGCAGACGAGGACGACGCCUUACCGUCGGAAGCCGAUCAUGUCACCAUCCCUUCACAUUGGCAUGCAACACCGUGCGUGCACAUCACUGGGCUCGCAGGGGUCGUCACGGAGGAGGACCUUCUUCCUUUGUUGAGUCCUCAUGGUCGUAUUGUAAGCAUUGUGUUUGAAAAUGAAAGAAGAGAUUCGGCUGUUGUCCGGUACGAGGUUUCUGACACUGGAGGUGACGACGUUGUUGCGAGAGUACGUGAAGCUCUUAGUAAUACUGAAAUAAAAGAUAAGACGCUUGUGGUGGAACCUUUCCGGCCCGACUCUCUUCUUUUUAUUGGCAAUCUCACGCCUGAAAUCGACGAUGCGGUUCUACGGCAAAUGUUUGAGCCGCAUGGUACAGUAGAGCGCGCAUUUGUUGUAAGGAAUGCUGAAGGCAGGAGCAAAGGCUACGGGUUUGUGGAGUAUAGUCUAAAAUCUCAGGCAAGUGCUGCAAAAGUUGCCAUGGGCAACAUCAACAUGGAUGGCCGUGUGCUUCGUGUGGAGUGGUCAGAUUGUCGUAAAAUAGUCGACAUGUUUUCUACUGUACUAUUCGUGGACCGUAUUGCAAAAGACUGUCCCCACAUUGAGCAAUCGCUGAAGAACAUAUUUGGUCAAUACGGAAAAGUGAGGGACUGCCAUCUCGCAAUCGGAAUGAAUCAGCAAUUCAGGGGCUUCGCCUUCAUUGACUUUAAUCACUCUACAUUUGCCGAUAAAGCUCAUGAAGCUUUAGAUGGUCGAGAGGUGGAGGGCUCGAACAUCAGAGUUAGCUUUGCAAACCCGUCGAAAUCAGCACAGUCAUACAAAUCAAGAUUCGGUAGCCAGGGUGUGCAGGCAGUGACAACGCUUGCCGGAAGGGGAUCGUUCCCAGAUCACCUGAUGAGGCCAGCAAUGGUUGGCGCAGCCAUGCGAGGCCACAUGGCUAUGCCUCUGUUAGGCAACCGCUUUAUCGGUCAAGGCCGCAGUAAUAUAAUUGGGAUGGGUAUCGGCAUGCAAUUUGGAAGAGGAGCUCCUGUAGGUCCUGGCAUGAUUGGUCGAAGUCUUGUACCUCCUCUGUUGGGAACUGGUGCCGGUAUGCUUGGACCUGGUUCAGUAGCCGCAGGUAUGAUGGGUCGCGGUAUGAUUAUAGGGAAUGUAGCUCCACGAGCAGCAUUGCCUGGAGGCUUUGGACCGCAGGGGUCUCGCCCACCGGCUGGACGAGGUCCUGUUCCGAUAAACUCAGCUGCCAUUGCACAGGUUGCUACUGCACAAGCUAAAGCACGUGAGGAGGAAGCUAAAGCACGAGCUGAGGCCCAGGCAAAGCAGUCUCAAACUGGGGCUAAACAAAGUGCUGCAGAGCAAGAGCGCUUAGAGCAGUUUCGCAAAAUGGCAGCGCAACAAGCUCAACUUGCUCCGCAACCAAGUCAUAAUUAUUAUCAGCAGCAGCUUCCGUCUACUGUACUGGAUCAGCAUUAUAAGCAGGCCGACACUCCAUACUCUUAUCAGCAGUCUCAACAACAAACUGCUCAACAACAAUCUGCUGUACCAGCUCAGUACCAGCAUCAAGCAUCUGUGCAGCAAAUAUCAACCGGACAACAGACCCAGCAGUCUUUCAACACUCCUUAUUGCCAACAGCCCACGCAACAGUAUUCUCAAGUACAGCAGCAGCCGCAACCGCAGCAGCAACCACAACUGCAUAAUCAAACUCAGAUAGCAGCUGCUCAACCUCAACCUCAGCAGCAGCAGUUGCAACAACAACAGCAGCAGCAACAAUUGGCGGAUCAGUACUCUCAACAACAACAGGCUUACUAUCAGCAACAUAGUCAGCCAGCGGCUCAGGCAGUCGUAGGAAUUCAGCAGCAGUAUGCCCAAUAUGCACAACAGUACGGGCAACAAUAUGGUCAACAAUUCAGCCAGCAACAGCAGCAGUAUAAUCAAGCAUAUGUUCAAGUAGCUCAACAGUACCCACAACAAGCGCAGCAGCAAGUUCCAGCUCAAUAUUCGCAACAAGAUUAUGCAGAGUACUACGCACAACAACAGCAGCCGGUAGGCCAGCAAACUGAGGUUGUUGCCUUAGUACCAGAUCCCGUUCCGGUAACCCUAGCUGUCUCUGCGCAAACUCCAGACCUGUCUCAGCAACAACAAGCGUAUGCAGCGUAUUAUCAGCAACGGGCCCAAGAGGCGGUUGCCCAAGCGGGAACAACAUCAUCUCAGACGACAACCACCGUAGCGAGUCCUCAACAGACGCUUGAAGCACAGUGGGCUGCAUAUUAUGCUGCCCAGUCAGCACUGCAACAGGUUACUACUCCAGGUUCUUACGAUCAGCAACAAUCAGGCUAUGGCCAACAACAGCAAGGCUAUGUAGCAACUGGAUCAACUGGUUACUACCAGCAACCCUCCUCUCUGGAAGUCGGAAACAAGCGCACGGCUGACCAAAUUGACUACUCAACUCAAGCCCAGGGUAGUUAUGCUUAUACGCAGCAGCCUGCGGUGACAGUCUCGGGUUAUACGCAGCAGCAAGUUGUUAAUGGGACAACUCCUUACCAGCAACCUCCAACUGCAGCAGCAGCUGCUUAUCAACAGCCUGUGUCAACUGUGAGUAGUUACCAGCAGCCUGCACCCGCUUAUCAGCAACAUGGAGCGGGAGUGCCGACGUUUAUACAGCAAGGCCUUUCUCUCCCAGGUUACACGUUAUCUGCUGGAGGUGGUUAUCAACAAACCAUCGCGCCCGCUCAUUCGGUGUACCAGCAACCAGUAGCUCCUGUAUCUACAGGAUACCAGCAGACGCCUUUAUCAGCUGUGCAAGGUUAUCUUCAAACCAAUCAAACGACAGUAUCAACUCCGGCAUACGACUAUAGUAAACGACCACGAUUCUAAUCAGAGUUCCUUGAAGAGAGGAUAUGUAGUAACUCCCUCGAGCAGAUCAGCGAUCUCCCCUGGUGGGUCUAAAUGGACAUGUUAAACACUUCACCAAACAGCGUGCCUUGCUCGCAGUUGAUGUCGUGAUUCGCUCGACGAAGCACCAAGGAAGAGCUUCUUUGCUGGUACGAGGAAGCUGUUCCUCCCUUGCUCACUCAUCCUUGCAGACGAAAUGGUGCUAUUCAAGAAUUCAAAGUGUUGCAGAUGCAAAGAAGAAGUUCCAAUUCUUGUUCCCGAGAGAAACCAGUAAGGGGAAGUUUCCUUUGACUCGAAAUGCUGGAAAAUGCUGAGAAUCUGACUGUAGAAGUCUUGGAGUGGCAACGUCUGCUUAGAUCAUAGACUUUGGGGGGUUCCGAGUGGGGAUUCUUGAAAGCUAUGUGGGUUAUGUGAAAGUUUACAAACUGUGGAAGAAUUAGGCAUGGACUUGAUUGAGUUCUUGUAUCUAUGCUUGAAAUGAACAUGCAGAGAGUGCUUGUACCAGUUAUGUAGAUGCUAUUAAAGUCAGUGAAGAAGGGAUUCUGGUUUUGGAUGUAGCAGCUGCAAGUCUGGACUUGUGUCUUUCCCUUCCGUAGUAAGGAAAAGUGGAUACAGUGGUUUAGUACUAAAGUCAAAUAUAUAUACAUAAAGUUAAACAUCUGUAGGGACAAGGGUAGAGUCACCGUGAGCCAUUUAUUUGACCAGAGAAAGAGGGUCUUAAGGGCAGUGCGCUUGCAUUCUGUUGUGAGGCAUCAAUCUUGCACUUUUGUAAUCUUGAGAGUGUAAAAUUAGAUUCUGCAAGAAAGUGAAUUUCUGUAGCAUACAAUACGUGCCUGAAGGAGACUGGAACAUUCUCAUAUUCAAUGGAAGAGACUUGAAUACGCCAUAAUGGAUAAUGGCAGGACUAGGAAGUUGAGGCUCAAGAGGUAAGGCUUGUUGCUGGGCAGUGAGAAUAGACUUGAAAUCUCUGUGCUAAGAUGGGAUCCUUAUGUCAACAACCAAUGCCUCUUUUGUGGCUUGCAUGGAGAAGAAUCCUAAAUCUUGAACAGGAUGCCGACUACAUGAAGAUGCACGGAAGAUCGGGAGCAAGUACCCUAGGAGCAACAAUGUCUUCGCUCGGUGCCGCGGGUUUUACCCAUUCACCCAUUUGAUGUGGGUAAUAGACACAGUGACUUAAAGAAGCCGUGGGUUGGGAUUGACUGGAUUAAUCACCAAAACUGAGAAUGAGUAGGAAGGGGAUGGCUGGAUAAAUCAUGGUCACAAGAGAAAGCUCGUAGGAAGUGCUCUCCAGAUUGUCUCGAAAUUAUACCUCUUCUGGAGAAAAUCGGCGCAGGCUGACUUCUGUUCUGGUAAUCUCUGUGGAUGAAGUGAGGUAGGCCUUAUCUAAGCUAUUCGGAAUGCUAGUGCGGAGGACAUUUUCGUAUGGUCUAUCAUAUGUCGAAGGCUUUUCAAGUAAUACGACAUUAAACUGGAGCUUUGUACAGAAGGAGUCAUCUAUUGCACAUCAUCUUGCAUAAGAUAGAUAUUGUUGCACUUAUCAUGAAAGCGAGUCCAGCAUAAUUUCAAGUGUGUUCUUAUAUUUAUUUGAUGAGGGUCUUCGUUAUUUCAUAUACCAAAACCAAUCACAACGUACGAGUGCAUGAGUCGAUUCAAAUGGCCUGAAUUUUCAUGAUUAAGAUGUCUUUAGUCCUGGUUACGGGGUGAGUGCUGUAUAAUUACCUGAACCUGCUUAUAGACCGUUGAGCGAGAGCUUGUUUGAUCACUAUCCAGCCGUUUCGAUCCACAAGAAACAAAACCCAUAAGGUUAGUUUGGUCCAUCUUCCUGGGUUUUGUAAUGUCUACUUAUACGGUUGAGCAGUUUGUACACUGAUGUAAGUUCACGCUUAGCCUCUCGCUGAGUGAAAUGGAGUAGGGAGCUUAUCACUUCAAGAAUCGUCUACGUCUAGUAGUAUUGUAUACAGUUUGUUUUGGGAGUCGUUCUACUUAUGUAGAUCAAAUCUGAGCUCAUGUGUGCGAUAAACUUGUUUUCUCAGUGAAAUAUCUGUUAGAAACGUUGUUCUUGGCUUCUUUGCUCUUAUUUUCUUGUAUCUUCAUGCACUUUCAGGAGUUUGGCUAACUUGGUUGAUGGAUGCUCACGGUGUUUCUAUAUACUUGCUUCAUGGAAGAUAUGAAACCGUCCAAUGCAGAAGGCUUUGAGUUUGGCAUGUAAUGUGCAGGACCUGAGUGUGCAGGUGACAGGAGGAGGAUCAUGGGAAUUAUAUGGCAUUCUAAAUGUCACUGUAUCAGUCUGCUUGUGAGGUUUUUGGUAAAUGUCUUGGGUCGAAGAAUCUAAGCAUUAGGAGUCUUGUCCGCAGUCUUGUCCCGACUUUUUGCCAGUCAUGCUUCCAUUCCACCGCUUUCUUCGACUCUUGUUGCUCACUUUCGUUCUGCAAAGGCUCUUUCAGUGAGCAAAUUGGUUUGCUGUGCAUCAAGUGGAUCUCAUAGGAGGUCUGUUUGUUCCAGGUAAGCAUCUUUUGUUAAGAUAAUUUCUCGAGGUGUCAGUACAUCCGUCUCUUUCAAAGCCAUGUUGGAUGUGCAAAGCUACCAUUUCCUUAUCUAGUUGCUCUGUGGAAUCCUCACGCUUUAUCCACCUAAAAAGCGUUGGAGCUGUUACAGAGUAGUCUUUCCUGCUCAGAUCCGCACAUUGUGCUUGUUUGCUGAAUUCUAUAUGUUAUCAACUAUGAAAUUUCUUCCAAGCAAUUUAAAGGAUUGUAUUUUGUGAAAAUUCAGGUUCACAGCAGAGUAAUAGCUUUACUUUCAAUUCAAGCUGUACCUAUUAUUACCGUCAUGUAUUUUUUAAUUGCCGAGUUAAACUGAUAGUAUUGAAAGA